Molecule: messenger RNA, 1899 nt
Organism: Eremomyces bilateralis CBS 781.70
Lineage: Eukaryota; Fungi; Ascomycota; Dothideomycetes; Eremomycetales; Eremomycetaceae
Product: N-terminal nucleophile aminohydrolase
Exons: 3
Coding region: 1-1899 (632 amino acids)
Biological process (GO): protein maturation
Molecular function (GO): threonine-type endopeptidase activity
Source: RefSeq, a predicted model, not a curated record
AUGUCUAAACGACAUCGAGCCCCCAUCAUGGAGCCUAAAGGUCCCGAAAUACCUGUGGUUUUCGUUCAUGCCGGCGCGGGUUACCAUAGCACUACGAACGAGCCCGCCCACUUAGAAACAUGCAAAGAGGCCUGCAGGAUCGCCAUGGCCUUGCUUAAGAACGGUUCAACGGCAGUCGAAGCCAUCGAAGGUGCGAUCAAAGUUCUGGAAGACCGAGAGAUCACGAACGCCGGAUAUGGCAGCAAUCUAUCCAUGGAUGGUGUCGUAGAAUGCGACGCGUCAAUCGUCGAUCACUUCGGCCGCAGUGGUGCUGUCGGCGCGGUUGCGCAGAUUAAGAACCCCAUCUCCCUCGCACGCGUUAUUCUCGAACAUAGCACCAAGCAGCUAACCCUCCGUCGUGUACCUCCGAAUCUUCUCGUGGCACAAGGAGCGACCGACUUCGCCUAUGAGUACGGGAUGCCCAUAUUGCCUUUCGACGCUCUCAUUUCACCGGCUGCGAAGGAGCGGUGGCUGAGAUGGAAGCACGACUUGGCCCUGGCGGAGCAAAAGGCGCGCGCCAAAGACCGAUAUACAUCACCACUGGUGCAAUCAACAAGGGACAUGGAUCCCGAACGUGAAGAGAUGCGCAAGAAGCAUACCAAACGGUUGCAACACGACGGAUACUUCCGGAGUGAAUAUGAGCUGCUCUCCCCGAAAUUGAGUUCCGACCGAAGCAGUGACUCGUGGCCGUCCUUUCCGCCCUCUCCCUCAGCGGUGUCGGGAGCAUCCGAUCCGGCGAGACGGUCCCCAUUAACACGGCUGGACCUAGCUGCAGAACCUAGGAAUGCCCAGGUCAAUGAGGCUUCGCGCAAUGCUUUCAUCAACAGCACACAACAUACCCCACCAGUCGACACCUUUCGGGAGGGAUAUCUACACAGCGGCGCAGCUGAUCAAGCUGAUAGCACCAACUUGGCUGGCGCAAGAAACUUCAUCGAUCCCUCGCCUCCCGAAAUGUUCGCCCGACCUCGUCAUGGCUGGGAUCCUGUCCUACGAGCGCAGUUGGAGGCAUCCGAGGAAAGGACGCUUCGAGAACCAUCCCGUAUGCAAGGAAUAUCCCCGUCGCCUGCUCCAAGCACGGACGGGGGGGUUGCCAUCGACACCGAUCAGCCCGAUCACCGGACGGGGCCUUGCACCUGCGGUGCCGCUCCCGACGAUCGACUGGUCUUAAGCAGCUUGACCGUCGACGGGGACCACAUGUGCACCUGCGAUCCACCCACACAUUCCGACCCACCCCGCCUCGUCGACGCCGCCCCCUUCCCCAGUCGCUCCCGAGGCGAAGACAAUGUCACCGACACCGUCGGCGCCAUCGCCAUCGACGAAUGGGGCAACAUCGCCUGCGGCGCCUCGUCCGGCGGCAUCGGCAUGAAAUACCGCGGCCGUGUCGGCCCCGCCGCGCUCGUCGGUGUAGGCGCUGCCGUCAUCCCGAUCGACCGAGACGACGACGACAAGACGUGUGUCGCGACGGUGACGAGCGGCACGGGCGAGCACAUGGCGACGACGAUGGUGGCGACGGCGGGGGCAGACCGGCUGUACCACGGCACGAAGAAAGGGCCGCGCGGGGCGUUCGCAGCGGCGGACGACGACGACGUGAUGCGCGCGGUGAUCGAGCGGGAUUUCAUGGGCCAUCCAAGCGUGCGGAACAGCUCAUCGGCCGGUGCGCUGGGCAUUCUGAGCAUCAAGAAGACGCGGGACGGCGCGUAUCUCUACUACGCGCACAACACGGAUUCAUUCGCCGUCGCGUCUUACAGUGGGCGGGACGAGGCGCCGCGGGCGACGAUGUCGCGCAGUCCGGGCAAUGGGAAGAUUGCGACGGGUGGUCAUGCGUACCCGAGUCGAGUCAGGCAGAAGGGCAACGCAUAG